AUGUUGAGGGUACUAGGCGGGCUACUUGGCGGUAAACCAAAAGAGCAUGUUAUUGACAAGUACACUAGGGACUUGACUGCCGUUACUUUUACAAUACACGAGCUUGACAAACGGCUGAAGCGCAACGAUGAGGUGUUAAUGAGGUGGCAACACCGGUUGAAGAUCUAUGGGACGACACUUGUGGUUCUAUUCGGCGCAAUGGCGUAUAGCAACUACCGGUCGCUACCUGUGACUGGCCUUACUUUCUUGCUCGGCUUGCUGGCUAUACUGGGCCUGAGCCGGCUGUUGUGCAAGGUAUUUGAAUAUCAGCGACGCAAUAUCGUGAUAAAGCUGGAUAAGGCUCGCGCGCAACACCAGGGCACGCUGGAGGAUCUGAAGAAGGCGACGAACUUCUACUCCACACACUCGUUGAUACAAAGGUUUUCGUCCGGCCCCUUGCAGAGCCAGGACGCUUCGACGUUGAUGGACGAAGAGCUGCAAUCCAAGUACGAUGAACUGCAGAACCUGCAGAAGGAGCUGGCACAGCUACGUGGCGACAGUAGCGGAAAGAGCACGAAUGAGGCACGCGAGGAAACUGACAGGUGGUUUGACAAGGUUCUAGACGUACUUUCCGGCGGUGGCUUUGCGAUCGAGAAUAACUUGGUGCCGGUAACCUGCCGGAAGUGCGCGAAAACCAGUGGCUGUUACGUCGUACGCAACACCGAAUGGACGUAUGUGUGUCCACACUGUGGUGAGCAGCAGACGAACAGCGCGGAGCCGGAGGGCACCACGUCCCGGUCUCCAUCUGGCGACAUGAAGGAUAAAAAUUCGACUACAUAG
Eremothecium gossypii ATCC 10895 is the source of this 819-nucleotide messenger RNA. It is a transcript of the gene LNP1, whose product is annotated as Lnp1p. Gene Ontology annotation, cellular component: endoplasmic reticulum tubular network. The transcript has a single exon. Gene Ontology annotation, biological process: endoplasmic reticulum tubular network organization. Bases 1 to 819 code for a protein of 272 amino acids. The record is from RefSeq and is marked provisional. Lineage: Eukaryota; Fungi; Ascomycota; Saccharomycetes; Saccharomycetales; Saccharomycetaceae.